CGGUUGGAGCAGCGACCAGUCGCCGCCACCGAUGCAAGCUCUUCCAACACCUCCGACCGCCUCAACGCAUUGGAGAUGGACGUCGGCUCACUCAAGGAUCGCGUGCAAUUACAGCAGACCGCGACGCAACAGUUGCAACAACGGAUCUGCACUACCGCCAACACCUCGAGUUCGGAACCGCGCGAGACAGCUCCAAAGUUCGAUGGGCAGGAGAUCUUCUGCGACUCAAUGAAGACAGAUCCGGUUCCAUGGUUUCGCAAGUUCGAGCUCACGCUGCAACUCCACAACGUCAAGGAACACAAGCACCACGCAUACUUGUACUCUCGCUCAGGGGGCGCGUGCCAGGCUUGGUUGGACAACCUGUUGUCCAAGUACGGAGUGGUAGCCAACGACUUGCACACCAAGAUCAGUUGCGAUGAUCAGAAGGCGGCUUGGCACAAGCGGUUCCAGGUGGAGCCGCCGGAGAUCAAAGCCAUGGACAAGCUCAUGGUCUUCGAGCAAGGCGCGCUGCCGAGUACGGACUGGAUUGCCGAGUACCAACGCUUGACGUCAGUCCCAGACAUCCAGAUGGGCUUCAAGGCUAUCCGCCAUUACUUCAUCUCAAGGUCAUGUCCGGCAUUAAGCAAUGACCUGACUCAUGUCGAGGACACCUUGACGUCGACGGCGGAAUUGUUUGACAAGGCCGCACAGAUCAUCAUCACGAACAAGGAGGCCAAGAACCUCCGUUCAUCUGCGUCAGGCCCGAGCAGGGACCAGCAUCGGCCAAGAGUGGCCGUGGUCGCAGCGACAACGCCGUUUGACCAAACCAGCGAGGCUAUGUCUGCCAGUGAAGGGGACAGACUCGCAGCCGCCUGGGAAGACGAUAUUCUCGUCUAUAGCCGGACAUUGGAGGAUCAUCUUGGACAUCUUCGACGAGUGUUGGAGACACUCCGCUGCGCCAAGUACAAGGCCAACUGCGACAAGUGUGAAUUUGUCCGGCAAGAGCUGGAAUACUUGGGCCAUUUUGUCACACCCGAGGGCAUCAGUCUGCUAUCGGACAAGAUUCAGGCCAUCCGAGAGUGGCUGGAGCCUCGGAACGUCACAGAUGUCCGCUCGUUCCUCGGUCUUGCCGGCUACUAUCAGCGCUUCUUCAAAGGCUACUCGAAGAUCGCGGCCCACUUGAACAAGCUUCAAUUCGAGGAUAGGCCGUUUGACUUCAGAGAGGAGGCGCGGGGAUCAUUCUUCGCUCGCAAAGCCGCGCUAUUGUCUGCGGAGGUCUUGCGGAGAUACGACCCGCUCUUGCCUACACGCGAAGAAGAAGAAGAGAAGUUGAAAGAGGUGGAAGAGGAGGAAGAAGAUGAAACGCCACUGCAGAGGAAAAGGGGGCAGUACAGUGGCAGUAGGGAUGAGGAGAUGGAGAAGCGGAUCUCCGAGUGGGUCGCCAACUUGUCCCUGGGCGAAGAAGAAGAGGCGGCGAUGUACAUCUCCAAGGAUGACCAGGAAGCCACUAUGAGAGUCCGGGAAGCAGAAAAAGAUGUCGUGAAGCGGCAGGCGUUGGAAGACGAAAAGAGGAUGGAGUGGAAGUUGGCAGUGAUGAGGGAGAAGAAGAGGAGAGUGGACGCGGCAGCGGAGGCGGCAGAAGAAUUAGAGGAGGUAAAAAAGAUAGAAGAGCAACUAGCCGCCCAGACCGAACUCCCAGCCCAAAUGCGAGUCAUAGCUCGAAACGUGGCACGUCUCGCACGAAUUCAGGCGGAGCAAUAUGACUUUAAUAGGAGUCAACACAUAGCUGUGCAUUCAAUAAAGUUGGGAUUCCAGGACUUUGCUCGGGAGUUGGUAGGCGCUAUAGGCAUUGAGGUGGGCCAAGGCCUCGACAAGACUGGGCGGUUCUGUGUCGGCGCCAUUGAAGGCGUCAARGCGGCAGCUCCCAAGGAGGAGGAAGCACGUCCUCCUCGCCGAUUAGUGAAGAAGGAAAAGUUAGAGGAACAGGUCUUUGUUGCCUAUGUUAGGCCAGUGACUGAGCCUACGGAAGAAAAGCCGAUGGACCCUGCAAUUGCCAAGUUGCUGGAAGAGUUCAAGGACCUAACAGAGCCGCCGACAGGAACAGUGCCGCGGCCCAUCCAGCACCGUAUUGAGAUAGAGCCUGGCAGUAGAACUCCUAAGGGCGCUGUGUAUCGGAUGUCCCCGCGGGAGUUGGAGGAGCUUCGCAAGCAAUUAGACGAGCUCCUCGAGAAGGGUUGGAUUAGGCCCAGUUCGUUUCCUUUUGGAGCGCCUGUUCUUUUUGUUCCUAAGAAAGAGGGAAAGUUGAGAAUGUGCAUAGACUAUAGGGGUCUGAAUGCUAUUACAGUAAAGAAUGUUGAGCCACUGCCAAGGAUAGACGAUCUCUUAGAUCGAGUGCAGGGGGCCAAGUAUUUCUCUAAGAUAGAUUUGAAGUCCGGAUACCAUCAGAUAGAGGUUCACCCCGAUGACCAGUAUAAGACAGCGUUCCGGACUAGAUAUGGGCACUACGAGUUCAUAGUGAUGCCUUUUGGACUAACCAAUGCGCAAGCAACUUUUCAGCAAUGUAUGAAUGACUUGUUUAGGCCAUGGUUAGAUAGAUUCGUCGUAGUUUACCUAGAUAACAUUCUAGUAUUCAGUAAGACACUUGAAGAGCAUCAGGGUCAUCUUAGGCAGGUCUUGGAGAAGCUGAGAGAAGCUAACUUCAAGAUCAAUGCAAAGAAGUGCGAUUGGGCAAAGACCCAAGUUUUGUACCUAGGCCACGUCUUAGACGGAGACGACGUUAAGCCUGAAGACAGUAAGAUUGCAGCGCUUAGAGAUUGGCCCACGCCGCGUACGUUGACAAAGUUGCGGUCGUUUUUAGGCCUAGCCAAUUACUACAGGAAGUUCGUGAGGAACUUCUCCACCAUCGUUGCGCCCCUUCGCAGAUUGCUCAGAAAGGAGACCAUCUGGAAGUGGGAUAAGGACUGCACGUCUGCUAUGAAGAAGUUAAAACAGGCGUUGAUAGAGUAUCCAGUCCUUAAGGUCGUCGAUCCGUCCCUGCCCUUUGUCGUCACUACGGACGCUAGCCAGUACGGCAUAGGUGCCGUGUUACAACAAGACGAUGGCAAUGGUUAUAGAGUUCAUGUCCGCUAGAAUGCCUUCAGAGAAGGUCGCGACAUCUACCUAUGAGAGGGAACUCUACGCUCUCAGGCAAGCCUUAGAACACU
Chara braunii is the source of this 3182-nucleotide messenger RNA. NCBI's taxonomy places the organism in Eukaryota, Viridiplantae, Streptophyta, Charophyceae, Charales, Characeae. The record is from the annotation of a GenBank genome assembly.